AUGCCUUCGGACGAGAAACCAACGUUGCGCUGGGGCAUUGUAGCGACUGGCUUGAUCUCAUCUUGGUUCGUUGCCGACUUGAUCAUCGACCGAGAAGAUGCUCAAGCAAAUCACAUCAUCCAAGCCAUCGGCUCAUCCUCCCUAGAGAAGGGCAAAGCAUUUGUCGCAAAGCAUUUACCAAACGUCUCACCAGCACCAACCGUAUACGGAAGCUACGAUGAAAUUUACACCGACCCCAACGUAGACGCAGUUUACAUUGGCACUCCGCACGCGUUCCACAAGAAGAAUUGUCUGGAUGCUAUCAGCCAUGGCAAGAGCAUCCUCUGCGAGAAGACCUUCACGCUCAAUGCCGUAGAGGCAAAAGAGGUGUUUGAAGCCGCAAAGGCCAAGGGCGUCUUUGUCAUGGAGGCCAUGUGGACGCGGUUCUUUCCUCUAGUCAAAACAAUCCAAAAGCUUGUCCACGAGGAUAACGCAAUCGGCCAUGUGCUUAGAGUGAUUUGCGACUUCGCCAUGGAUCAACAUCUUGACUCCAAGGGCCAGGAAUCUCGGCUGAAGAAUUUAUCCUUGGGUGCGAGCUCUCUGCUCGAUAUCGGUAUCUAUUCUCUGACUUGGGGUAUUAUUGGGCUCGAGCAGCCACUAGGUGAUACCCUUAAAGAAGCACAAGAGAAGCCUAGGAUGCUGGCCACUUCGACGCUAUCGGAAGGUGUGGAUGUCGCGACUUCCAUGAUAUUGCAUUACUCCGAUGGGCGGCAAGCUAUCGCGACUUCUCAUUCGGGCGUCGGCGUGAGAACACCGUCAAACUUCUGUAGGAUCGAGGGUAGCGAGGGUAGCAUAGUUGUGGAUGGAGGUGCGGCUUCAGUACCCAACUCGUUCGUACUUCAAAAGCGCGGCAUAGAAGAUCAGAAGUUUGAAUUCAAGAGACCUGGGAAGGGUCUUUAUUGGGAAGCUGAUGCGGUUGCUCUCGAUAUCGCUGCUGGGCGCAAAGAGAACGGGACGAUGCCCUGGGCAGAGACUAUUCGUGUCAUGGAGCUUCUAGACGAAACUAGAAGACAGGGUGGUGUGGUUUUCCCCCAGGAUCCUCAAUAG
Molecule: messenger RNA, 1086 nt
Organism: Periconia digitata
Lineage: Eukaryota; Fungi; Ascomycota; Dothideomycetes; Pleosporales; Periconiaceae
Source: the annotation of a GenBank genome assembly